Molecule: messenger RNA, 267 nt
Organism: Acaulospora morrowiae
Lineage: Eukaryota; Fungi; Glomeromycota; Glomeromycetes; Diversisporales; Acaulosporaceae
Source: the annotation of a GenBank genome assembly
AUGGAACAUCAUACUUCCAAUUCACUCUACGGCGAUCACGUUCGUCCAGGAAGUUUACCAGGAUCUUCAUCGUCGUCCUCCGGGUCUCAAGCACAUAGAAAACAUAAGGCUGAAAAUGACACUCCGGACCAAGCACUCCAAUAUGCCACAAAGGAAAUAAUUUUGUCAUCUUUGUUUCCUCCGUCGAACGAUGCCUCCAAAUGGAAAUACGUUCUUAAGGUUGUCCAACAACCGGUUCGAGCGCGUAUGUGUGGAUUCGGUGAAAAG